Molecule: messenger RNA, 1351 nt
Organism: Frieseomelitta varia
Lineage: Eukaryota; Metazoa; Arthropoda; Insecta; Hymenoptera; Apidae
Gene: Mvd
Product: diphosphomevalonate decarboxylase
Exons: 9
Coding region: 99-1250 (383 amino acids)
Biological process (GO): isoprenoid biosynthetic process; isopentenyl diphosphate biosynthetic process, mevalonate pathway
Cellular component (GO): cytosol
Molecular function (GO): ATP binding; diphosphomevalonate decarboxylase activity
Source: RefSeq, a predicted model, not a curated record
UUUAUGUUUUUUGAAGUAUAAAUGCUAUGUACGGGUUCAAAGCGCGUUAUUUGCCGCAGUAAGCGAUAAAGGAAUUAGUCGACGAGCAGAUUGAGAAGAUGUGUACCGUUACUUGCCUCGCAUCCAUCAAUAUUGCUGUUAUAAAAUAUUGGGGAAAAAGAGAUGAGGUGCUGAUUUUACCAGUAAAUGAUUCCAUUAGCGCCACUUUGGAUACAGAUCAUCUACAUGCAAAAACUACUGUAAUGACCAGUUCAACUUUUAAAGAAGAUCGUAUAUGGUUAAAUGGAAAAGAAGAAGACAUCAAGAAUCCUAGAUUGCAAAAUUGUUUAACACAAAUUAGGAAAAGAGCAAGAAAUUCUAAUCAAUGGAAAGUUCAUAUUUGUUCAGAAAAUAAUUUUCCAACUGCAGCUGGUUUAGCAUCUAGUGCAGCAGGAUAUGCUUGUCUUGUAGUAGCCCUUGCUAAAUUAUAUCAAAUAGAGGAUGAUAUUACUUCACUCGCUCGUAGUGGCUCUGGUUCAGCAUGCAGGAGUGUCAUGGGAGGUUUUGUAAAAUGGUGUAUGGGUUCUGAAUCAAAUGGUGCUGAUAGCAUAGCAAAACAAAUUGUGCCUGCUUCUCAUUGGCCAGAAAUGAGAAUUUUAAUAUUAGUUGUAAAUGACACAAAGAAGAAAAUUUCUAGUUCAAUUGGAAUGAAAAGAACUAUUGAAACAUCUGAUCUUAUGCAACAUAGGAUAAAACAUGUUCUGCCUAAUAGAGUAAAAAUAAUAGAACAGGCAAUCAUAGAAAAAGAUUUUAAAACAUUUGCUGAACAUACAAUUAAAGAUUCAAAUCAAAUGCAUGCAGUAUGUUUGGAUGCAUAUCCACCAGUUAUUUAUAUGAAUGAUGUUUCACAUACUAUUAUUAAUUUUGUUCAUGCCUAUAAUGAAGCUGUGAAUGAAGUAAAGGUUGCAUAUACAUUUGAUGCAGGACCAAAUGCAACUCUAUAUCUCUUAGAAGAAAAUGUACCAGAAUUUGUGGGAGUAUUAGAUCAUUUCUUUCCACCAGGGAUUAAUUUAGAACAAUAUAGGAAAGGGUUAACUUUUAAAGAAGUUAUAAAUUCACAAGAGCUAUUUAAUAAAAUUAAUACAACAAGACAGGCUCCGGGAUCUCUUAAAUAUAUUAUUUAUACUAAAGUUGGAAAUGGUCCUAAGUACUUGGAGGAUCCUAACGAUCAUCUUUUAAACAAAGAAGGAUUACCUAUUAAUCAUAGUUAAAUGAUUAAAAAUGAAUGGCAUUUAAAUUGUAUCUAAAAAGUGGUUAUUAUUUAUUGUAAUUUAUAUAGAAAGUAAUCAUAUUAUAUAUAAUAUAAUAGAAA